Aspergillus fumigatus Af293 is the source of this 885-nucleotide messenger RNA. It is a transcript of the gene dprC, whose product is annotated as protein dprC. Bases 1 to 885 code for a protein of 294 amino acids. NCBI's taxonomy places the organism in Eukaryota, Fungi, Ascomycota, Eurotiomycetes, Eurotiales, Aspergillaceae. The record is from RefSeq and is a predicted model, not a curated record. The transcript has 2 exons.
AUGAGUACCACCCAAACACCUUACCAGUCCUCCACCGGGGGCUACAACCAAGACCCCAAUUCCACCACCCCUAUUGGAACCAACGUCAACACUGCAGCUAGCACCACCGACCCGUUUACUGGACCUGCCUCCCAGUCAGCCGGACCGCAUACCUCCAACGUCGCCAACACUCUCGAUCCCCGCGUCGAUAGCGACUUGAACAACCGCGCCCAGUACGCCCCCGGCACGGCCGCCUCCGGCAAUGUCCACCCAGGCGCUACACAGAGCUACAACAACCCGAACAGCUCCAACGCGGGUCCUCACAGCUCCUCAGUCAUGAACAAGCUUGAUCCCCGUGUCGACAGCCAGACCGGUAACACAACCACCAAGACGACCAACGAGACGGGUACAGGCGCCUCCCGCAAUCCUACCGAUACCUCUGGAGCAGGUGCGGGUGUCAGGCAGGGCUCCUCAACCACCUCCGUCGGAACGCCUGGAGUGGAAGACAAUCGCUCACGCUAUGACCCCAAUGUAUCGAGGUACAACCCCGCGACUGGGUCCGGAUACGCGACGGCGGGCGGAGUGGGCCACCAGCCCGCCCCGGGAUCCAGCAGCUACGAUAAGCAGGACUACCGAGCUGAAUAUGCUCCCAGCACAGAAAACAAGCACUAUACUGCGGACGCACAGGGCCGAUCAGCAGCCAAGGGCGAGGAGAUUGGCCGGGGGGUGAAAUCAGCCAUUGCUGGCAUCCACGGUGCUGGGGAGUCGUUGCGGGGGGCAAUGACUGCAGCUGUUGACAAGGCAUUCGGCCAUGAAGCAGGCGCCGCGAAGAACGAGGCCAUAGCGAAUAGGGGCGAGCAGGAGAUCCGCUCAGGAACGCUUUCUGGUCAGAGGGAGGCCCGUUAG